This is a messenger RNA of Necator americanus (New World hookworm), 1575 nucleotides long. RefSeq lists its product as uncharacterized. Bases 1 to 1575 code for a protein of 524 amino acids. The record is from RefSeq and is a predicted model, not a curated record. Gene Ontology annotation, biological process: meiotic spindle assembly checkpoint signaling; chromosome segregation; peptidyl-serine phosphorylation. Gene Ontology annotation, molecular function: protein serine/threonine/tyrosine kinase activity; protein serine/threonine kinase activity; ATP binding. The transcript is spliced from 15 exons. Gene Ontology annotation, cellular component: nucleus; kinetochore. NCBI's taxonomy places the organism in Eukaryota, Metazoa, Nematoda, Chromadorea, Rhabditida, Ancylostomatidae.
AUGUCGACAGAAGAGGGGGCUGGCUCUAAGCCAGUUCCUUUAGCUCAGCGAAUUCUAGCUCUGCAGGCCCGCAACAAAAGACGCUUGCAUGCAUACGAAACUAGUCGUACUUCUCAAAGUGAGGGAAAUAAGGAGAACAGCUUGCUUUCUUCAUCCAUGAGCUCAAGGCAAAAUAAGACUGCUCCGGCAGGAGAAAUGUUUGACAUGAGCAAGAUUAACGAUAGUCUCAGGGUUGUUCGCCACAACGUGAGUAGUAGCUCUUCAGAUUGCACUCAUGGCAAAAGCCCUUCUCAGGUGCAUAUUAACUGUUCCCUAAGGGCAACAAAACAAACGCCUUCGCUUUCAGCCAUACCGGAAAAAGGAGUAGAACGAGAAAGCGACAGAAAGUCUAGAACUAUCGAACCUGAACACCGAUCUCCAACUGACAAUCAUAUAAAAUCGAGAAGUAAAAGCGCUGGACCAAAAACGUCUCAUUGUGCAGAGACUCCUCUAUUAGCGAACCGAAUUCGACCAUCGGCUUCCACGUCGUCCCUUCAAAACAAAUAUAUGGUCAUAAACAAUCGUAAUUACCUAUGGCUAAACUUGUUGGGUAAAGGUGGAAGCAGUCAAGUUUACGAAGUUUUCGACGAAACCAGAAGUGAAGUGUGUGCUCUAAAAGUGGUUGAUUUAGGCGUUGACCCUGCAGUGCGACAGUGUUAUUUGAAUGAGAUCGAAUUGCUAAAAAAUUUGCAAGGCAGUCCUUAUGUGAUCAAAAUGAUCGAAUAUGAGCUGCGCGAUUCCGAAAAUACCUUGUACGUAGUCAUGGAGAAAGGAGACAUUGACUUGGCGACCUUCUUGAAAACUCGACGAACUGAAAUCGACUCCGCUUUUGUGAAAUAUUACUGGAAUGAAAUGCUUCGAUGUGUGAAAGUUAUACACGACAGAAAAAUAGUUCAUUCCGAUUUAAAGCCGGCCAACUUUCUGCUUGUGAAAGGAAGUCUCAAAUUGAUCGACUUUGGGAUAGCUGCCGGAAUUCCAAGCGACAUGACUGCAGCUAUUAAAGAGAGCCAGAUGGGUACACUCAGUUAUAUGGCUCCUGAGGUGUUACAAGGAGAAAAUGGUGAUGGAAAAUUCAAGAUUCCGCUGAAAGCAGAUGUUUGGUCGUUAGGCUGCAUUCUUUAUAACAUUGUGUACGGUCACCUGCCAUUUCCGAUGAAAAGUCAAGCUGCGAAGAUGGCAGCCAUUCUUAGUCCUGAUUAUGUGAUUGAAUUUCCUGAUAGCUGCGAGUCUCUUCUAAUCGAUGUCAUGAAGCGCUGCCUUGUUCGAGAUGUACAUAAGAGAGCGGAUGUCAACGAGCUCUUGGAACAUCCGUAUUUGACGGGCCGAACUUCUGGCUCAUCUUCGGGGCCCACAUCACCCAACUCGAGUUCAUGCUGUCCGCAACUCGAUUUUCUUGCUAUUGCUCGGGAGAUCCAAAACAAUACCCCGAAUACAAUGGCUCGCCGUUUAGAAGAGUUGACGAAGGGAUCUCAGAUGUCUCGCUCAGCAUGCGGAGAACACGUCGAUUCGGUAAAGAAAAUGCUUGAUUUUAACUGA